Molecule: messenger RNA, 2194 nt
Organism: Nerophis ophidion (straightnose pipefish)
Lineage: Eukaryota; Metazoa; Chordata; Actinopteri; Syngnathiformes; Syngnathidae
Product: cell division cycle protein 20 homolog
Exons: 12
Coding region: 1-1920 (639 amino acids)
Biological process (GO): positive regulation of anaphase-promoting complex-dependent catabolic process; positive regulation of ubiquitin protein ligase activity; anaphase-promoting complex-dependent catabolic process
Cellular component (GO): anaphase-promoting complex
Molecular function (GO): ubiquitin ligase activator activity; protein binding; anaphase-promoting complex binding
Source: RefSeq, a predicted model, not a curated record
AUGCAGCUCAUCCACAAACACAGCUGCCAGAGUCCUGCUGCAAGUACACCUUUCACCACUGGGCGUCGCUGUAAGCCCAACUUUGAGUUUGACGCGGUCUGCCAAAGACUGGAGCUGGACUCUCAACCCAUCACCACACUGGUCAAGAACUACUUCCAAGACCUGCAGCUGUGCUUCACAACAGCCAACUUCACUACAACAUGGCAGCACUUGGAAGUAGGCAUCAUGGCAGGCUGCACAGUCUCAUCCUUGAUUUUCACAAUGGCCAUGGAAGUCAUGAGGGCCUUAAGGUUCUGCAUCGGCGAAAACCCAAUUCCAACAAUGUCUCAGCAGCCUGUCAAAAGCCUGGGCAGAUGGUACAACGCAAGCCUCAAGGACAAACAUCAAGUAGAACAACUAAGGCAAGAGAUCGCAAAGAGCCUGGAUAACAUCGACAAAACUCUAUUGCCAGGGAAACUGAAGUUUCGUACCUGGGCGGAGGUGGACAUCAUCCGAUGCGGUGCAGCAAGCUACAGCAGCCCUGAGGCACAAAGAUAUCUUGGGAAAGGUCCAACAGGGAAGAGCAGGCUUUGGCGUGACUGCAAGAGAACCAUCCUGGAAAAAUGCUACAACAUCAGAGCGGAGGACGCUGGUGGUGGAGGAGUGGUACGGCGAGGAUCCAAUCUGUGCCCUCUGCCCAACCCCAGCAACCCUCAGACACAUCAUGACAGGAUGCAAGACGAGCCUCACGCAGGGGAGAUACACCUGGCGGCACAACCAGGUCCUCAAGAGCUUGGCAUCAGCCCUGGAGAGCAUGCCAGACUUGGUGCUCUGGUCCCCUUCGGUGAAGACUGCUUAAUCAUAGAGCUUACAGUCCAAUGGGAGAACUCUGUGGAGGAGGCCUACGAACGCAAGAAGCUGCGCUACUCAGAGCUAGCGGAAGAAGCGAUGCAGCGUUGCUGGAACACCAAAUCCCAGCUGAAGUGGGAUCCCACUACAUGCCUCCCGUCACUUCCUGUUUCUUCCCUUGCAGACACAAAUCUUCUUGACUGCAGCUGUAAUGGCCUCGUCGCCUUAGCUCUGGACUCUUCCGUUCACAUUUGGAAUUCAGAAACCCGCUAUCUGCUAGGACGCUUAGACCCACUUACCGAACCAGGCCGAGACCGCCGCCAGACCGUCUCGUGUUUGUGUUGGAGCCAAUAUGGCCGUGUUCUCUCUAUUGGCACCAGGCGAGGGGAAGUUCAGGUACAGUUGUGGGACGUUGAACAAAGACAGAAGGUGAGCACUCUGCUCUCGCACUUGUCCGUUGUCCGAGCGCUCUCGUGGAAACAGCAGCUUCUCAGCAGUGGCUCGGCCCUGGGAAACAUCCAUCAUCAUGACCCCCGGGCUCCAGCUCCUCCAGUGGGCUCUGUCGUCCAGCAGGGGGGCGUGUGCAGCCUUCAGUGGUCACCGGGUGACGAGUGGCUGGCGAGUGGGUCUCCUGAUGGCCUCUUGCAUGUUUGGGAUGACAUCAUGGGCCUCGCAGGGUCACAUCAGACAGUCGCCACAAUGCAGCAACCAAGCGCUGUCAAGAUGACGGCGUCCAUCAAAACAGCAAUGGGAUGGUGUCCAUGGCAGAGAAAGAUGAUCGCCACAGGUGGAGGAUGGAAAGACGGGAAGCUUCGGAUUUGGGACACGGAGUCAGCGACUUGUGUGACUUCUGUGGACAGCAACUCCCAGAUAUGCUGUCUUUGCUGGACGGAGGCCACCAGAUGCCUGUUCACGGGGCACGGCCGCCCCCUUCACAGUGCCAUCUGCUGGGAGUGGGACUUAUCUUCACUUAGGACAAGAUGCCAUCUAGCUGGUCAUUCAAACCGUAUCUUGCACGUGGCCUCAAACCCUGAUGCUCGCCAGCUGUUUACUGUCGGGGCGGACCAAUGCUUUUACGUCUGGGACAUCUGAUUUCCACCGUGUGGUCUCCACUUUGUGAGAGCGUCUCACUAAGACACACUUCCUGUUGCUUUUACUCAACUAUCUGCAUCAUCUGAACUUGCAAAGCACUGUUUUUUCGUCUGAAGGUGACAGUACUGGUCGUCUUGCAGACAUUGGAAAAAAAGUUACAAUAAAAAUGGUGCCAUAUUUAAAUAUUUUGUACUUAUGUUUAUUUUUUGUCCGUAUUGUCUGUAUAUAUCAUUUUGACUCUUUAAAAAUCCCAAAUAAAUUCCUAAUUCUGCAA